Molecule: messenger RNA, 483 nt
Organism: Metarhizium brunneum ARSEF 3297
Lineage: Eukaryota; Fungi; Ascomycota; Sordariomycetes; Hypocreales; Clavicipitaceae
Source: RefSeq, a predicted model, not a curated record
AUGGCGUUUCCCCUAGCGACCUCAUUUUCGCCUACAUUCGAGGACGUGCCGUCUCCCAGGUACAUGCCGUCUCCUCCGAGCUCGCCAGCCACUCCGCCUGGUGCAGGGGACGAGCAGGGCAAGAAAGACGACAAGGACCGACGCCUGCUGCUGCACCAGAACCCGUCGUAUCAGGAGAAUCUACGGAUUCGCCAGCGCAACCUGCUCAGCACGCUGGAUCAUCUAGAUGCCAAGCUGGAGCCGUUGCUGGAUGUCGAUACGGGCAAGGCGAUUCCUGGGUUCCCCGAGACGCUGCGGGAUAUUGACAAGCUGGGGUACGACGAGGGGGUGAGGAUUUUAAAGGCAGUGGGCGAAUCAGAUGUCCAUGGCGAUGAAUACGACGUUCUGUACCAUGUGCGACGAUGGGCUGCGACGAGGCCGACUGAGAACGAGAUGCCAGGCGAGGGGGAGGGGAGUCCGGAGGGUAAGAAGACGACGAUGUAG